AUGAUGAUCCUCCUCCAAUCGUCCGAUCUUUGGUUGACUCUCCUCACGACGUGCUGCCUUUCUCUUCUCUUGUUUUACGUUCUGAAAACACUUGUCAAUCUGAGAAGAAAUAUUGCCAAAGUUCAAGACAUUCCUGGCUAUUGGCAACUCCUCAGUGAGGGUUUCAUUCGAAUUCCUAUCCUUUCUCCUUACAUUGCACAUGGCAACUCGGAUGUGAUCAUUCAACUCUUGAAACAAGAACAACUGAAACAACAACAACACAACAAGGAUUCCAAUUCAUCCAAUUCUUCCAAUCAUCAUCAUUCGAAUCAAUUAUGUAUUCGAGUUUCCACUCCUCAUCGUAACAAUAUUCUCUUUGCCGAUAAAGAUUCUUGCAAAGAAGUUCUUCUCACCAAAUCUUCUUCCUUUGUGAAACCAGUGGAAACAUUUUAUGAACCUUUUAACAUCUUUUCAAAGAAGGCAACGUCUAUUUUGACAGCUCCGGAUGGACCUGUUUGGAAGAAUCAUCAUGUGGUAGUCUCUCCUUCCUUUACGACAAAUAAUUUGAGAUUGAUGUGUCAAGCGGCAAUUCGAGCCACAGAUGCAUUGUUUCACACCAAAUGGGAAAAGUUAUUAAAGUCUUCGCAAGAGAGCAUGAUUCAUCAUCAAACGAGUUUGGGAGAAAUUAAGAAAGAUGGUUUUGUGUUGGAUUUGGAGGAUUAUUCCGAUGUGACUUUGGCAGUGAUUGGUGAAGCUGGUUUUGGAAUUGAUUUUGGAAUUUUCUCGGAAACAUCCAAUGAUGGAAAGAAAUUCAGAGAGGCAUUGACGAAUGUGAUCAAACAUGAUUAUUAUCAACGAUUUUUCUUUGGAGAAGGACUUGUUCGAAAGAUGUUAGCUCGUUACACUAAAACGGAUCAAGCGCUUGAACUGAUGAGUGAGCACUUGAAUCGAUACAUUUCUCAGAGACAAGAAGAAUUCAAGAAAGAUCCAGAAAAACCAUUGAAUGAUCUCUUGUCACAAUUAGUGAAAGCAAACAUGGAAGAAGAAUCAAAUCACAAAUUGACAUUGGAUGAGUUGAAGAGUAAUGCAUAUAUUUUCGUCAUUGCUGGACAUGAAACAACGAGUACAACACUACAAUGGCUCAUGUAUGAAUUAUCAAAGAAUCAAAAAACUCAACAAAAAGCAAGAGAAGAAGCUUUAAGAAUUGGUGGACCUGAAUUGAGGGCGCCUAAUUUCGAUGACUAUGCCAGCAUGGAUUAUAUUCAUGCAACCAUGAUGGAAUCUCUUCGAUUGCAUCCUCCUGUGGUUUCCAUUGUUAAGGAAUGUUGUAAGACCACCACCAUUGGCAAGUACAAAAUUCCAAAAGGUUCUACCAUUUACCUUGAUGCCAAAGCUUGUCAAACCUUAUCUGCCGAUUUUAAUAAUGACACCUACAAGGGUACAGACUUUGCACCAGAACGAUUCCUCGAUAAGGACUUUAAACAAAAGGUUAUUUCUAGUGUCAGUUGGUUCCCAUUCUCUGGAGGAAACAGAAAGUGCAUUGGCUAUUCAUUCAGUCAAAUUGAGACGUGCAUGAUCUUGUGUCGACUUUUACAAUUUUAUGAAUUUACAUUGUUGAAUGACGAAAGCAAGAAGGAAGAUAAGAUUGUAGAUGUUCCUGGCGUUACUGCAAGACCUUCAUCGAAUUUGCGAGUGUUGGUUACCAGAAGAAGAUGA
Naegleria fowleri is the source of this 1695-nucleotide messenger RNA. RefSeq lists its product as uncharacterized. Gene Ontology annotation, molecular function: heme binding; iron ion binding; monooxygenase activity. NCBI's taxonomy places the organism in Eukaryota, Heterolobosea, Eutetramitea, Acrasida, Naegleriidae. The coding region runs from base 1 to 1695 and encodes 564 amino acids. The record is from RefSeq and is a predicted model, not a curated record. The transcript has 3 exons.